Messenger RNA from Brassica oleracea var. oleracea, 914 nucleotides. RefSeq lists its product as uncharacterized. The record is from RefSeq and is a predicted model, not a curated record. NCBI's taxonomy places the organism in Eukaryota, Viridiplantae, Streptophyta, Magnoliopsida, Brassicales, Brassicaceae. The transcript has 3 exons. Bases 118 to 612 code for a protein of 164 amino acids.
GGCCCUAACAGCGUUUUAUGCGCGUACAGAGGAAAAUAAAGCAAUCUGCGUUUCACUUUCCCAUUUCUAACUUUAGAACCCUAAUUCCGAAGUCUCUCUCCCUAAAAAUCCAAAAUCAUGGAAGUUAAUAUUCUUCCUGGAGCAGGCGUAGGACAUGUGGUUUUGUUGGUCGGUGGAGGAGCCAGAGUAACGAUUCCACCUGGCAAUGGUUUUACCAUUAUUGUCAAUCCGGUGGCCGGUGGUGCUAUGGGAGCUGCCGGUGGUGCUAUGGGAGCUGCCGGUGGUGCUAUGGGAGCUGCCGUUGCAAACGAAAACAUAGCCGCUAUCACAGCGGAUAUCGUGCAACAUUCAGUUAACAACACCCUCUCUACAACUCAGAUACUCCAUAUGCUAAGGGUUGACAACACCUUCGAAGUGCACGAAGAUUUUGUACCCGAACCUACCGCUACAGGUCUUUUCCUUUACGCAAUGGGGAUUUCAAGAGGUUCAGACCACCACCACUACCUUAACCCCCCCUCGCUACUACAUACAGCAAGUUCAGUUUGGAGCUGCAGUCGUGGUGAUGAGGCACCGUCGCAGAGUGGCGGCUCAUCCGGAACAUGUUCCAUUUGAAACCGUGGUCUGCAGGCGCUACUUGAUAAACGGCGAUCCACGGUUUUUGCUUCAUUACCUCCAAGAGGAUGAGGAUAACGCAUUUGAAGAGGAGCCAGCACCGGCCAUCCCAAUUCAACCGGUGGUGCAACUCCUCCUAUAGCCAGGUUGGUUUCUGCUUGAAAAUUCUCUUUAAAAAAAAAUUGUAAUAAUGAAUUACCUUUGUGUGAUAUUUUCAAUAAUAUUUGUAACAAAAAGUAGCUGGAUAUUGUUCUUCACUUUUCAUGUUUGAGAUCCUUCUUGAUUAUUUUUUGUUUCUCUGA